Messenger RNA from Parathielavia appendiculata, 747 nucleotides. RefSeq names its product HET-domain-containing protein. Lineage: Eukaryota; Fungi; Ascomycota; Sordariomycetes; Sordariales; Chaetomiaceae. The annotation marks the transcript as partial. The record is from RefSeq and is a predicted model, not a curated record. The transcript has 2 exons.
AUGCGGCUCAUCAACGUACACACCAGGAAAAUCAACGACUUUCUGUCCGACACCGAUGUUCAGCGCUAUGCCAUCCUUUCGCACACCUGGGGAUUGGAGGAGGUCUCGUUUGAGGAGUACCAAUGUUUACCAAAGGAAACACUUAUGGCCAAGAAGGGGUACGCAAAGAUCGACUACUGCUGCUUGCAAGCAUCAGCCGACGGGUUGGACUGGGCUUGGGUUGACACUUGCUGCAUCGACAAAAGGAGCAGCGCUGAGCUCUCGGAGGCCAUUAACUCCAUGUUCCGCUGGUACAGGCAGUCGGCCGUGUGCUACGCAUACCUAGCCGAUGUUUACGAGGCGGACCCGGCCAACGUGAAGAUAGACGUCGCCCUCGCCAGGGCUCGUUGGUUUACCCGCGGAUGGACCUUGCAGGAGCUUCUCGCGCCGCCGGAAAUGGAACUGUACGCCCACGGCUGGAAGCGGAUCGGCACCCGGACCGACAUAUGCGGGAGCCUGAGCAAGAUUACGGGGAUUGAGGUCAAGUACCUCUGCGGCCUUGCUCCCCUCGAGGAAGCCAGCGUGGCCAAGAGGAUGUAUUGGGCUGCCCGACGAGAGACGACCAGAACCGAAGACAUUGCCUACUGUCUUCUCGGACUGUUCGACGUCAACAUGCCCCUGCUCUACGGCGAGGGCAGAAAGGCUUUCCGCAGGUUGCAGGAAGAGAUCAUGAAGACCAAUCCCACCGACCACACGCUCUUCGCAUGG